AUGUCCCCUCACGACGCGCCGCUCGCGCUAUUCCCAUACGGGGUUACGCAAGUUGCGCAGCCGCCCCGCGGGGCCGUACGCAGGUGGCGCAGGCGGGAGCGCUAUUCCCGUACGGGGUUACGCAGGUUGCGCAGCCGCCCCGCGGGGCCGUACGCAGGUGGCGCAGGCGAGCGACGCGCAGCGAUUCCCGAAGCGGGUUACGCCAGCGCGGCGGCCGGCGGGGCGGGCGCUCCGGAGGCCGGCGUAAGGAGGCCCCCGCCGGCGGGGGCCCCGCCUCAGCCGCGGCGGGAGCAGGAGGAGCGGAGCGGGGCGCGAUGUGGCAAGCGCUCGGUGUGCGUGGGCCUACUGGCCCUGGCGCUGGGCUACCUGUGCGUGCUGGGUCCCGAGCUGCCCCCCGCGGCCCUGCGGCAGCUCUCGGCCUCGCUGCUGGGGAAGCUGCGCCGCGCCCGCUCGCUGGAGGCGCGCACGGUGGCGCCUGGCAGGCGGCCAUUGUCCCGCCCGGCGCGGCGGCUGGCGCGCGUCGCCGUCGGCGUCAAUGCCUGUGUGGACGUGGUCCUGUCCGGCGUGAAGCUGCUGGAGGCGCUGGGUCUGGAACCCAGGGAUGGGAAGAACCACGCGGUGCUGAGCUCCGGGCAGGACCUGGGGGAGGCCUUCACCCACUUCAUGGAGCGAGGGGCGGCCGCCGAGCGGUUCUUCAGCGACGCCGCGGCGUUCCGGGACAUCGCACGGACGGCCUCGGAGCACCCUGCGGCACAGCUCUACGUGGGAGGAAACGCUGCUCUCAUCGGGCAGAAGCUCGCGACAAAUCCAGACCUGAAGAUCCUCCUUUGUGGCCCAGUUGGCCCCAGACUCCACAAACUGCUCGAUGACAACGUGGUCGUGCCACCUGAAUCCAUGCAGGAAAGAGAUGAAUUCCAUCUUAUCUUGGAAUAUCAAGCAGGUGAGGAGUGGGGCCAGGUGAGAGCACCCACCGCCAACCGCUUCAUCUUCUCCCACGACCUGUCCAACGGUGCCCUCAACAUGCUGGAGGUGUUUGUGUCCAGCUUGGAUGAAUUCCAGCCAGACCUUGUGGUGCUUUCAGGACUUCACAUGAUGGAAGGGCAGAGCAAGGAGGCGCGACAGAGGCGGCUGAUGGAGGCUGUGGCCUCCAUCUCCGAUAUCCCUACUGACAUUCCCAUUCACCUGGAGCUGGCCAGUAUGACUGAUCAGGAUUUUAUGAGCAACAUUAUGCAUCAGGUCUUUCCCCUGGUGAACUCCAUCGGGCUGAACGAGCAGGAGCUGCUGUUCCUCACCCAGGCUGCCUCCGGCCCCCACGCCUCCCUGGGCUCCUGGAGCGGGAUUCCCGACGUGGGGGUGGUCAGCGACAUCCUCUUCUGGAUCCUGAAGGAGCACGGGAAGGCGGCGGAGCGGGCGUCCGACCUCACGCGCAUCCACUUCCACACCCUGGCCUACCACAUCCUGGCCACCGUGGACGGGCACUGGGGCAACCAGGCGGCGGCGGUGGCGGCCGCCAGGGCCGCCGGCACCCAGGCCUGCGCCACCGACACCAUCGACACCAGCAGGGUCCUGCUCAAGGCCCCCCGCGAGUUCCUCACCUCCCACACGGAGGCUCCCGCCAAGAUCUCCCUGAACCCGGACGAGCCCGUGGUGCACUGGCACAGGGAAGGCAUCUCGUUCCACUUCACCCCCGUGCUGGUGUGCAAGGACCCCGUGCGGACCGUGGGGCUGGGGGACGCCAUCUCCGCCGAGGGACUGCUCUACUCCGAGGCCUAUCCUCAGUAGGAAACCAGGAACUUCUCCUUCUCCGGCGCUGCACGGUGUCUGAGCCCCGUGGAUUGGGAUUUGAGGCAGUUGGUGGCAUAGGAACAGACUCGGGGUGUGGUGUGUUUUCUGGGUGUAACUGAAAAAGAGCCAAAGAAUAAUUCCAGGUAUAAACUGUCGGCACAUUCCAGUCACUGGGCAGUGACUCGAACGCUUCUCGUGUGGGUGCAGAUGUUUUAGGAUUUAAUGUGAAAAUUGGCUUUGUCCUGAGCAGUGGGAGAGGGAGGCAAAGACCAAAAUCCCUGGCUGGUGUAGGUUUGCUGUUUGUAGCUCAGAAUGGAUCUUGUCUGGUAGUGCUGGGAAGUGCAGCAGGAGAAUUCCCUGCCUGCGGAUCCCGGGGAGAGCACAGCAGUGCCCGGCCCUGCCUUGCCUCUGGUAAAUUCCAAAUAAAAGGCUUGUGGCUUAUCUCCUCCCAGCACACUGCAAACCUUCCCUUGCCUGGGACAAUGAUGGAAUUUUUGCCUGGUGAAAUCAUCUCUCCGUGUCCCCAGAGGGAGCCACGGUCCCAAAAUGUGAUGCAGACUGUACCUACUGCAGGCUGUGCAGGUGAUGCUGGGGAUCUGUGACUUAAAGGUGUUCAGCUGAGCCCCAGCAGCCUGUGUUUAGCUUUUGGGAAAGUGGGAGUGAAGACAAUCGGGGUUUUUAUUUGGGGGACAGCUCUGCUUCCCUGUCAGGUGGCCCCCAAAGCAUUACCUUGUUUGCUGUACACUAAAUACCUUCUCUGCUGACAGCAGGGGCUUCCAGGUGCUGUGUUACAGAAAUGCUCUCGAGUGCUGGAGACUCGAUUUUCGGUUGUUUGAGAGUGGUUGUGCCAAAUUCUUCAGUCUUCCUGCUCUCCAUUCAGAAGGGUUAAUAUAUUAGGGAAGGUCCCUCUGGAAGCUCAGAAGCUGUAACAGCAUUUUCCAGGUCAGACUGAAGUGAGGAGGCCUUUUUAGGGUUUGAUGUUGGAGGUUUUUUGACUAGGUCACCAAUAGUUUCUUUGCUCUGGCCUUUGAAAUUAAAAAAGCAGAACCCUG
Molecule: messenger RNA, 2837 nt
Organism: Manacus vitellinus (golden-collared manakin)
Lineage: Eukaryota; Metazoa; Chordata; Aves; Passeriformes; Pipridae
Gene: ADPGK
Product: ADP dependent glucokinase
Biological process (GO): glucose metabolic process
Cellular component (GO): endoplasmic reticulum
Molecular function (GO): ADP-specific glucokinase activity
Source: RefSeq, a predicted model, not a curated record